UGGACCGACACCGAGCCCAUCCCUGUGGCUAAAGAAGGAGGUCUGUUGAGACCGGAGUCAUUUUAUAGAACUCCAACUUGUCAGAGACCAAGGGAAUAUUCCCAGCAGACAUGGCUAUCAACACGACUCGAGACAGCCUCCCCUCAGAGCAGACACCAUCACCUACAUCCCAGGACUGGAAUUCAGAAAAAGAAGACUACAACCCUGAGGUCUGGCACUUGAAGUUCAGAGCUUUCAGCCCCUCAGAGCAGUCGGACCCCAUCCAGGAUCUGAAGAGGAUCUCUGAGCUGUGCUAUCAGUGGCUGAGACCAGACCUGAAUAGCAAGGAGGAGAUCCUGGAUCAGCUGGUGUUGGAGCAGUUCAUGAUCUCCAUGCCUCCAGAACUGCAGGCCUUAGUGAAGGAGAGCGGAGUGAAGAGCUGCCAAGAGUUAGAGAAGAUGCUGAGGGAUGGCGGGGAACCUCAACAUUGGGAAGAGGAGGUUUUCCUGGAUACAGUUCCUGAGAGCGGAGAACAGGACGACCCGAGAAAUGAGCGGAGCCUGGAAUGUAACUGGGUGCAGAGUUCUGAUUCUGUCAGAGGAGAAGAUGUGAAGAUGCCCCAGGAAGAUACAAAUACAGAUGCUGUCACACCGUUCACCCAUGUUCUGGAAAGAAGAGAUUUAGCUGCACACACAGAUCUUCAGAGUCUCUCUAGUUCCAAUGGAGACAAGGUUCCCCCUUGUCAAGGAGGGGCCUCCUGUGUGGACAGGACAGAAGAUGGGCAGCUAGGGCUUGCUACCCUACGACCUGUGGAGCCUGUUGAUCAUCUCGCCGGCCAGGCUAAGUUUGUGUGCAGUGAAUGCAAGAAGAGCUUCCUGUACAGGUCUCAGUUCAUCAUCCACCAGAGGUCACACACAGGAGAGAGACCCUUUGAGUGCAGCGUGUGCAAAAAGGGGUUUGUGCAAUCCUCAGACCUUCGGGUCCACAAGCGCAUCCACAGGGGUGAAAAGCCUUACGUGUGCAGCAUCUGCAGCAGGAGGUUUGCCCACAAGUCCACUCUGCGGGGUCACACUAAGACCCACACAAAGGAGAAGCCAUACGAGUGUGAGCACUGUGGGAAAUGUUUCAGUCACAAGGGCAACCUCAAUAUCCAUCUCCGUAUCCACAGCGACUCAAGACCUUACAGUUGUAAGGAGUGUGACAAGGCCUUCAGACAGCAGGGGACUCUGAAACAGCACAUGAAAAUCCAUUCAAGAAUGGCAUCCUUGGGCACUGGUGGCGCACGCCUUGAAUGCCAGCACUCGGGAGGCAGAGCCAGGCGGAUUUCAGUGAGUUCGAGGCCAGCCUGGUCUACAGAGUGUUGA
Molecule: messenger RNA, 1343 nt
Organism: Peromyscus maniculatus bairdii (prairie deer mouse)
Lineage: Eukaryota; Metazoa; Chordata; Mammalia; Rodentia; Cricetidae
Source: RefSeq, a predicted model, not a curated record